Messenger RNA from Laetiporus sulphureus 93-53, 252 nucleotides. Its product is annotated as 40S ribosomal protein S27. Gene Ontology annotation, molecular function: RNA binding; structural constituent of ribosome. Gene Ontology annotation, biological process: ribosomal small subunit assembly; translation. Lineage: Eukaryota; Fungi; Basidiomycota; Agaricomycetes; Polyporales; Laetiporaceae. The transcript has 4 exons. The record is from RefSeq and is a predicted model, not a curated record. Bases 1 to 252 code for a protein of 83 amino acids. Gene Ontology annotation, cellular component: ribosome; cytosolic small ribosomal subunit.
AUGACUCUUGCUGUCGAUCUGCUCAAUCCUUCUGCUGAAUCGGAGAAGAGGAGACACAAGCUCAAGCGCCUUGUUCAGUCUCCCAACUCGUACUUCAUGGAUGUGAAGUGCCCUGGCUGCUUCGCCAUUACGACUGUUUUCUCGCAUGCGCAAACUGUUGUCCUCUGUGGAGCAUGCGGGACAGUGCUUUGCCAACCCACCGGUGGAAAAGCGAGAUUGACAGAGGGGAGCUCGUACCGUCGGAAGAACUGA